GCCUGCAUGCAUUGCUGAUCCACCUUUAGUUCGAUUUCGAACCUUCAGGUGAACGGUUUGGUACGUCUGACUGUGUCUAUCUUUUGCGAUCUACGCGCUUUAUGCAAACGCAAAAAUUGCGCUGUUCGUUUGGAAUUUUUGUGUUCUUUUUGGUGUUUUGUGAUUGCCCCGAGGUGGAACUGAAACUGCGCGGGUUCGAAGAGUGUAUGCGGAUUUUGGCUGUGCGCGCGCAUAUCAAUGAGGAGAAAGGCUUUCGCGCACCCCUCAGCCUGGCAGUGAAUUGAAAUAAGAGGAAAGUUCGAAAUUGAUCCACGUGUGUGAAAGGCGUGUACCAGUGGCAUAAAGGGAUCGAACUGGAUCUUGCCGAAAUUGGAUCAAGUGCAACAUUCUGGCGUACUGUGGGUAUUGUCUUUCAUUUGUGAUUGGAAGUGCUAAUUUGUGCACUGCAAGAAAGGGAUUUGCGGAGAAAUGCACUGUUGCUACCAGGAGUUCAUACCGAGUUGAAGCAUCUCAGCGAAGUUUGUAAACAAGUGAAAGAAAAUUUUCGGCUGAAGUGUACGAGCGAGCGGAUUUCGUUCGGAGAACGGAGUGCGGUCAGAAGCGAAUCAAAACCAAACCCGUGUGCUUUAUUGGAGAAUAACUGAAAUUGGUUUGAGGUUUCGUAAUCGAAUGGGAUGCGAAUGAUAGAUUGAAGAGAAAAGUGGAAGAGUAUAAGUGCGAAUUUUUGGUGCUUUUGGAUCUAUAAAGAAAGGUGAAUAAAAAAACGAAACAUACACGCCGGAAAGAUCGCGAUCACAUAAAAGCGCUGCUGAGUAUUGAAUGGAAUAUGUGAACCAGGAGAAGAUCGGUAAUUUCAAACAAGGGAUUUAAACAAUUGAACCGAAGCAGUUAAAAAAUAGAUGUGAAUGGUAGUAAUCACCACGCGGCCAUACUCCACAGCAACACCAAACGAAAGAAACAGAUACGAAUAAUGCUUGCAUAACUGGGAAACGGAGUCGAUUUUCGUGAGGAAAAAUUGAAGAAACCGAAAGCACAAAAGUAAAAAAGUGAACACAUUUAUUUUUAUUGUGGACACGAAACGGAAAGGCAAAAAAAGAAAAUUCAUACGUGUCGAAGUGAAUUCCUGUUGCUUCAAAUUUGUGGAUCAUCUCUGCACAGAGAGAACGCCAAAAGGACCCCAUUGAAGCACGCUAAAGUCUUUUCUUUUCAUCCGUGAAGUUGUUUCGCAGUGGUGUGCUUCUUGUAGUUUUGGUCCAAAAUGGAUAGCGAGAUGGGGGCUUCCUGCUACGGAGGAGGUGACAUUGCCGGUGCCAUCUUCGGAACGCUGUUUGCGAUCGUGCUGCUGGGCGUUUUGGCCUGGUGGCUCUGGAAGAAAGGAUACGUCCUGAAACAAAAAGCCGAUUCACAACUGGUCCCAGAAGACCCCGAGUGCAAGAAGGACGAGUACGCGUUCGAUAAUCCAGCCUUCAAAACUGGCGAUGGGGCCAACAACAUCGCCAGCAAGACCAGCUCCCCGCUGGAUCCCAGCUGGACAGCGUCGGCGACGACGGCGGCCAAGCAGAACAGCCUGGACAAGCGGAAAACCGUGGACGACAGUUGCAUUAAUGCGGCCACUCCUCGCCUGGUUUCGCUUCGUGGCUCCGACUUCACCGGACUGGGGGUGGAAGUGUACGGCGGCCUCAAGGAGGGCAUUUUCGUGAGGAAAGUUAUGCCUCAGGGCCCUGCGGCUGGAUCCGUAAACCCAGGUGACAGAAUCACCAGCAUCACUAUAGAUUUCCGACACAUCGUUCAGGAAGAUGCCGUGACUAUAUUGAGCUAUGCAUCGCCUUACAACGUACAACUGGAGUGUGUUUCCGGUGAAAAGCUCCCUCAGACGCAAAGCCCAAAGCCAGGACACCAAGCUCUCACCCAUCCACUGGUGCGGUCCAGCAGUCAGUCAGAUAUGAACACGAUUGAACGAAACUCCCGCAAGGACGGCAACUCAACACUCAAAAUGGAGCAACAAAGCCCCUCAACACCGAACAAGGCGCUUCCUACUGUGCAUAAGGAAAACGAAAAGGAACCCAAGAAGCAAUCCUUCAAACAACAGAUGAAAGAAAUGAUCGAAGAAAAGUUCCAAACCAAACAUGCCGAUGUGGAACGCAAGGACUCCAACGCCGCUGAGGGUAAAAAGGGACACAAAUUCGGUAUCCGCGUAUUCCCACCAUCCGUAAACGACAAACUAUUCGGCAAAAGCCCAAACAAAGUGCAGGCAGAUAACGAAAACAACACCAACAUCGAGCGGAAGGAGUUCACCGAAAUUAAAGAGAAAUCUCCAUCGCCCCCAGUUGUGAAGAAACGCACCAAGGAUUUCAAACCGGUUCCCGAUGUGGUUGUGAUUGAAUCCGCCAUUACUAACACCACCGCAAUACCAACCGAAUUCCAGCGUCAGAACAGCCUGACCUCGAGUGGAAUCAGACGGGACGCCGAUGGAAUUCCGCAGGAAGUUCCUGGUUUCAUGAUGCAGGCCGCCAACGCUGCUAGAGAUAACCGGAAGUCAGCUGCCACCGAUUUGGACAACAAACGCAAAGGCAAAGCUCCCAGACCUCCGUACAACGAAACCGACAUGGACGACAGUACGGUCACCAUGGACACAACGCUUAGCAUGGACAUGACCGAUGCAGUGAUGCAUGUCGAAGCGGAAGCGAAAAGGUUUAACCUCAGUGAUCGUAUGAACUUUUCGGACAACUUUGCCGAGGAAGUUUUGAACUGCACUAUCGAGAGUUUGUCCGGCAUUGAAAAAUUUGAUGAACAGGGACCCAGUAACAGCUCGACUCCCAAAAGCGAACGCAAGAAGUCAUCUUUGACGGAAAGUAUGGUACACAAUGAACACGAUUCAGACACUGAAGAAACACCGACGGGCAGCAACAAAAUCGAGCUGAACUCAAGUGAUAUCACUGUGCAUCAGAGUUCGCCGAGCCCAACCAGCAGCGAAGAGAUGAUCGACGACAGUAACCGACGCACCGCAAGUCUCGGAGACCUCUCAAAGCUGGAAACGCAAAUUUCCAACCCUGGCAGCAACACCAACACCCUGGAACGUGCACAAAGUCUGGAAAUCACCGGUGACGUUGUAACCGUAGCUGGAUCGGGAGCAGUCGUGAUUGGAACGACUACCGCUCCUGGCACGAAGAAGCGAAAGGCGUCGGUCGAAGGUCAAGUGGACAUGGAUUCGAUGGAACCGAAAGUGAUCGUAGGAAUGGACGGGCUGACUUCUUUGCAGCGAAACCGCCUGAAGGGGGCUUCCGCUUGGGGUAACCUUGAGGAUGCUAUCAACUCAGGUGAGCUUAUGGACAGUUCAUCGGAGCACGAGCUUAAGAUUUCUUCUGAGGAAGUUGUUGAAAACCAAGUCAAAGUUAUCGAAAACGAACUAGAUAGCGUGAAGGAGAUCGCUAAGGAACAGUUGCUAGAAAUCAACACCACCAUAAUACAGAUGGUCAAUGAAGUCGUUCCCGCGAACGUUAUGAAUGGAACCUUUGUCAGAACAGAUGAUGAGCCAGUGGAAGAAGAGAGUAAACAAGAUAUGGUUGAAAUCGUGACUGUCGUGGAUAAGAUUGCCCCCGCGGUGAUCGUCGCCGAAGAAAGAAAGGUGGAAAUGAAGGAAAAUGACAGAGAACACGUUUCGUUGACAACAAUCAAUAUGGACUUCGAUGGCACGUAUCCUACGGAAAUUGAUGAGAGCAGCAACAGAACUGAUCAUAUCAAGAUCGCCAAUUAUGACACCAAUAUUCCAGAUGAUGUGAAAGUGUCUCGUUAUCCAUUUGGCAGUCUUGAAAGACCGAAAUCUGAUGUUCUGAAGAAGCUGCUGGGACAGAAAGAAGAACUGGAAAACACUCCAUCCGUGUUCAUCUCUGGAGACAACGAUUCCAACAAAAUAACGAUCGAAAACAGUUAUCACGAUGUUGGAGAACCGAUUAGCCUCACGCUAAUCAACAGCACGGAAGAUAGUCCAGUUGAGAAUGACCAAACAGAGAGCAGCCAGGUGUCUCCGGUUUUUUCUAGCAAUACGAAUGGAGUCAGCAGCAUCAACAUUUCCUCUUUAGAAGUUGACUUAGUCGCAUCCUUAAACAAUAAGCCUUUCACUGUUGCUCCCAAGUUUUCGCUGGACAAUAUUGUAACUAUUUCCACUGAAUCGUCACAGCCCUCCUCUAUUAUUCUGAUCGACGACGAAAAGUUGGAUUUUAGCUUGCAAACAUUGGAUGACUUCGACGAUAGUAUCGACAACUCUAACACAGCUGAGCAACAUAUAAACUUCUCAUCUGAAACUAAUAAGACGGUGAUCGAAACCAGUCCACCAUUGCCCAUGGAAAAACCUAAAACUCCGAACAGCUUUGUUACGGAAAUCACUGUCAAAUCACAUGACUCAGAACAAACCGGAAAGCCCGAAGAACCUCCAAAAGUAACUAAGAAACCUCCUAAGCCAGAGAAACCGACUACACCUCCAUCCCGAAUUCCCGUAGAGAGGCGGAUGUCAAGCGAACACAGUUACAUUCCACGCAAUACAGACAUCAAGUUCUCCACAUCUACUUAUGAUGCUGGCAAAAGCCCCGAAAAACGCCCACUUGGCAUUGAUCAAAUUCGCUCGAACUUCGAACGCAGCAACUCCAAGCCAGAUAUUCGCGCCUAUGAACGGAGCAACUCGAAAACCGAAAUCCGCCCAUUUGAGCGUAGCAAUUCCAAACCUGAUGUGCGGCCAUUCGAACGUAGCAACUCGAGAACCGACGUCCGUACAUUCGAACGCAGCAAUUCCAAAACCGAAAUCCCAGUUCGCACAUUCGAGCGAAGCAAUUCCAAGACCGACGUACGACCUUUCGAGAGGAGUAACUCCAAAACCGAAAUACCAGUACGCACAUUCGAGCGAAGCAACUCCAAAACCGAAAUUCCUGUCCGCACAUUCGAGCGAAGCAACUCUAAAACCGAAAUCCCCGUUCGUCCAUUCGAGCGAAGUAACUCGAAAACCGAUGUGCGAUCAGUCUUAGAGCGAAGCAACUCUAAAACCGAAAUCCCUGUCCUGAUUCGACGGACCUCGAUCCCAUCGAUCAACCUGAAUAACUUCAACGCAGUUCAAGCCAGCCCACAACCCAUGUCGAACGGAAACAGCAACGGAUCUAGCCCACCGGCUACCAAGGCGAGCCCCUCACGAAUUCCAGUGUUUAACUCGGUCGGCAAGCUGAACAACGGUCACGAUAGUCCCCGAUCGCCGCCUCCGUUCGCCAACAACAACAACAAUAACAAUAGUAUCAACAACAAUCACAUUAACAACAAGGUUUCAGUGAGCAUUACCUCAAUCAAGAACCAGUCGAAACAUCCGAGCGGAAAGUUCAACGGCAACUGAAGUCAUUCGCAAGAUGGCGACAUCCCACAUGUAAGCAAUAGUGAGCGAGUGUGAAUACGACAUACUGAUUCUUUCUAAUGGUGCAAUUGAGUGUAAAGGAGGUGUAGUACACCGAUUCAAUUUUGAUUGGUUAGUGACUAGAUCCUGAUAUAUGAAUUCCAUUGAAUCUAAUUCAAAGUGUAAUCGAAUGCUAACAAUGCGAUCGUAAGUUGUAUCUGUAUAAUGCUAGUACAGUAAGUCACACAUAAUGUGUAAAUGUAUAAUAAUCAGAAAUUAUUUCGAACAACCGAAACGCUAAGAGUUGUAGCGUAAAAAUACGGUGGAAAUGUUUGGCCAUAUUUACAGUUUAUUCACAUUCUACAUGUACUUGUAAAAAAACAACCUUUAUUUUAAUUAUGAAUGCGGCAACCGACUUGUCGCAUUUAGGUGGUAAGCGUAAGAAACAUAGAUGAUUAAUGUUUUAUAUUUCUUGUUAAUUAUUUGUUAAAAAAAAGCCGGGGAACAUAAAUUACCAUAGAUUUGGACUACUGUACAUCGUAAAAUGCACAACGAAUAAAAGUGACUUGUAGGACCAAGUUGCUGCGGCUUCCAACGUGGGAACUAUUUCAGUAUCCAAUAAACAACCAUUAAAACACAGAUGUUUAUAGACAGUAGGUAUUUUAUAUUUUCAUAGACAUAAUAAAAACUGUUUAAUAACCGA
Molecule: messenger RNA, 6071 nt
Organism: Armigeres subalbatus
Lineage: Eukaryota; Metazoa; Arthropoda; Insecta; Diptera; Culicidae
Product: formin-J-like
Exons: 7
Coding region: 1259-5371 (1370 amino acids)
Molecular function (GO): protein binding
Source: RefSeq, a predicted model, not a curated record